Molecule: messenger RNA, 1798 nt
Organism: Drosophila serrata
Lineage: Eukaryota; Metazoa; Arthropoda; Insecta; Diptera; Drosophilidae
Source: RefSeq, a predicted model, not a curated record
GAUGUAAACACAGACCGAGAGUCAUUAUUUGUAUACUUUUAGUGCUGUUCACACCGAUUUUGGCUUAAUAUCAUUCAGUAUUUGUAAAAUAAUAUAAGUAGUUUUAAAAAAUGGAAUUCGACGGGGACAGUGCGGGGUCCAUAGAGUCAUUUUUCAGUAGGCUGCAGAGCAGCGAAUCUUCACCACGAAAUCUCAGCCAGAUAUUCGAGGAUGACCUCCUGCCAAUGCGAAAGGAAUCGCGUAACCUGCGCUACCAGCCGGGCGGCCACAGACCCCAGCAGCCGCAGCCGUCAUCGACCACGAAGAGCGGUGGUGAAGUGUCCUCGGCGAGCGAAAGCGUUGCAGUUGAGCAUAAACCCAGCUGUUGGAAGGUUGUAUUCGCCAAAGUUGUUAAUAUCUAUAAUGACUGCAGGCCCCUGAAGCGGAUGGGCCUGGCUCUGACCAUGCUCGGCGACAAUGAGGCGGUCACCAUGAUCCUCUACAAGCAGAAGACCCAGAUGAUGAGCAACACGAAAGUGAAGCCCAGCGGUAGCACCAUCUACUUACAGGAUCAUUAUUUGCAAUUUUACGACGAUAGCAGAAAGUUCUGGAGUUUGCGAUUCGUGUACCAGGCGGACGAAGAAGAAUUUAUCCAGACAAUGACCAGCAAUGGCUGGCCGCUGGAGCAGCGCACUUCCAACUCCGAGGUCGAUGUGGAACAGAACACCUCCAGAUCAGAGGGUGAUGUGGAGCAGCAGCUGCACGCUUCCAGUUCGGAGGAAGAUGUAAAGCAGCUAAGCGAGAAUAACAUGGAGCCACGGAGCGAGCAGAACAAGGACCAGCAGAACCCAGCAGAUCGCAGACAUUCCAGAAAUAUUGACGAACACCUGGAGCUGCCCCCGCAGCCAAAGCCACGUUCGCGCAACCUUGCCACAUUCCAGAAAGAAUCAAAUCAAAGAACCGUCGUCUGCAGGCACUGCCUAUGCCGUUUGGGCUGCGAGGACAGUCAACCGAUUUGUGAACAGAUUCCCGAGGAGGACGUGAUAGUCACACCCAUGUCCAGACCCAUCGGCAGUACCUGUACGAAUACAUCAAUGGAAAAUCAGUGCAGCAGUGCAAACGCUAUUGUUAAAUUGCAAGCGAAACAAGCCGAGUCCCCCUCCGCCACUCUACUGACCAAGUUCUUGGACACGCAUUCGAGUCCAGGAGAUAUCGCUAAAAUGAAGAUGCAAAACAUUUUCGAUGCCAUGCAAAGAGUGUCUGAUGGUGGCCAUCGGAAAAAUAUUAAUGACGCCCAGUACGAAGGUACGCCAAAGCCACAACCCAGGACGACGUCAAAGACUGAGGAUGCUGAGGAUAGAUUGCUGGAGCUGGAGCAGCUCUUGUUGGAUGCCAAGAAGGAAAAUAGGGAGUUGGUAAAAGAGCUGAAAAGACGCGAUGAGGAUCUACGUAGUUUCCAAACCUCAUCGCUUACGUUGUUGGAAAAGGUGCUAGUCUCUAAUGACGAUUUAACCGAGAAAAAUGCUCGUCUUCUGGACACCGCCAUGGGUGAUAUGAAGGCGACGAAGCAAGUGAAUUGCGUCAAUUGUGAGCGCUCCGCCCAGGAGAUUGCCUUCCUAAAGCGUAAGAUAACCGCUCUGGAGCUGGCACUGCGGGAAUAUGAGUGAUGUCAGGUGCGACAAUAGCCUUCAAUUGUUACAAGUUUAUAUGUAUAUAGUUUGUUAUGUGUAAUCGAAAUUUAUAUUUAUUCGGUUGAGAUAGAACUGCCUCUGUUCGUAUGCCCUAAAUCCGAAAAAUAUAUAUGCAACCCAACUCCCGA